Penicillium olsonii is the source of this 960-nucleotide messenger RNA. NCBI's taxonomy places the organism in Eukaryota, Fungi, Ascomycota, Eurotiomycetes, Eurotiales, Aspergillaceae. The record is from the annotation of a GenBank genome assembly.
AUGAGCUCCAAAAGAGAGGAUUCAAUUUCACACGAGCUCCGCACAGCUGCAGAGCCCCGCCAGAACAGGCGCCAUCCAGUGCAGCUAUCGCAUGUUGAGCAGAUCAACCCCUCGGUUCGGCUCUUGCACUUCACUCUGUCACAAGAGAACAACAAUGGACAACCAUUCAGCUUUCUUCCAGGCCAGUGGCUUGAUGUUCAUAUCCCAUCCAUCGCCCAAGCAGGAGGAUUCACCAUCACAUCCACUCCAGCCGAUGCAAAACCCCUACCGAUCCGCACCAGCUCAACACCCGAAGAUCCUGUCCCAUCAGACUCUCAGGGAAGAGCACCGUACGUGGAACUAGCCGUGCAAAACUCGCCGAAGAACCCCUCCGCCGCAUGGCUCUGGAAACCCGAAGAAGAAAUCAUAGGCAAAGAGCUUAGCAUCCGCGUAGGAGGAAGCUUCGUAUGGUCCGGAGCCAGUAACGCGCGAAACGCAAUCUUCAUCGCCGGCGGCGUUGGUAUCAACCCAUUGAUAUCAAUGCUCUCACACAUUAAUAACAAUGAGCCUGGGACCAAGGCCCCGGAUACUAUUCGGAUCUUGUAUACUAGCCGUCUGCCGCGAAAUGGGACGAUGGAACAGGGACUGGAACAGAUAUUGUUUCUGCCGCGUCUGCGUCGGAUGAUCCGGGCGCAAGAGACUUCGCAUCGGCUUCGAAUGUCGCUGGAUCUUUUCCUCACCAAUGUGGAGUCGCCUCUUGAGUUGGGAGCUGAGCAUUCUGAUAUUGCGAUCCAUACAUCUCGAAUUCAGGAUUCGGAUCUACGCAAGGCUGUUUGUAAUGAGGAAGCCGGUAUUAGCGCCUGGGAUACAGUUUGCUAUGUCUGUGGACCGCCGCAGAUGACUGAUUCGAUGGUUGAGAGGUUGGAAGGGAUGCUGGGAGAGGGCGGGGAUGAGCGAAUCUUCUACGAAAAAUGGUGGUAG